Molecule: messenger RNA, 990 nt
Organism: Triticum turgidum subsp. durum (durum wheat)
Lineage: Eukaryota; Viridiplantae; Streptophyta; Magnoliopsida; Poales; Poaceae
Source: the annotation of a GenBank genome assembly
AUGGUGGCCAUCCCCAACAAGAUGCUCGACAUGAUGACCGACUACGACACCGCCAGGGAGUGGGUGCACAAGAACGUCAGCGCCUACAACUUCGGCGGCGGCGUCAACAUCCGAUAUGUUGCCGUCGGGAAUGAGCCGUUUCUGUCGUCCCUGAAUGGCACGUUCCUGAAUGUCACGUUGCCGGCCCUACAGAACAUCCAGAAGGCCCUCGACGAGGCCGGCGUCGGCGACACCGUCAAGGCCACCGUACCGCUGAACGCCGACGUGUACCAAUCCCCCAAGGACAACCCGGUGCCGUCGGCCGGGCGGUUUCGGCCGGAGAUCUCCGGCCUCAUGACGGAGAUCGUGCAGUUCCUCAACCAGAGCGGCGCGCCCUUCACGGUCAACAUCUACCCGGGCCUGUUUCGGAAGCUGGCGAGCAACGCCGGCACGCCGCUGCGGCCCAACCAGUACAUCGAGAUCUACCUCUUCAGCCUCAUCGACGAGGACGUCAAGAGCGUGGAUCCGGGCUACUUCGAGCGGCACUGGGGCGUGAUGCGCUAUGACGGCCAGCCCAAGUACGCCAUGGACCCGACCGGGCAGGGCCGGAACACGGCGCUGGUGGGGGCCCGGGGCGUGGAGUACCUCCCGCGGGUGUGGUGCGUGCUCAACGCCAACGCGGGGAACAUGAGCAGGCUCGCGGACAACGUGGGCUACGCGUGCUCCAACGCCGACUGCACCUCGCUCAGCCUCGGGUCGACGUGCAACGGCAUGGACCCCGCGGGGAACGCCUCCUACGCCUUCAACGCCUACUUCCAGGUGCAGGACCAGGACGAGCAGGCGUGCGGCUUCGACGGGCUCGCCGUGCGCACGCGGCAGGACCCCUCCACGGGCACCUGCAACUUCACCAUACAGCUCGAGACCACCUCCGCGGCGGCGGGGCGGCCGACAGUUCUCUUGACGACGGCCCUGCUGGCCUUGGUUCUUGCGGCCAUGGUGACCAUGCUCUGA